UCUAUACAAUAAGUUAAUUUUAACGCACGAAACAAUUUUUAUUCAGAAAGUUUGUUUUACUAAGUCACAGACAGAACACAGAAAGACACUACACAGAAAGACACUACACAGAAAAGCCUAGUCGAAAGUAUUUCUCCACAAAAGUCAUUCCACUGAUGUAUGAAACCAUAAAAGCCAAAGUAAAAUAUGAGCUUGAUCAAGCAGAUUUCUUAAGUUUAACUAGUGAUGGUUGGACCUGUCAGCACACAAUUCAAUCGUAUUACAGUUUAACAGCUAGAUUUGUAACGCAUGAGUUUACAGUUAAACAUGUCAUCUUACAAGUUACACACUUCCAUGAGUCGCACACAGGGCACAAUAUAAGUAAAUUCAUAAAUGAAGCGCUACAAUCAUAGGAAAUUCCCCAUGAAAAAAUUCAUGCAGUUUUAACUGAUAAUGCAGCCAAUGUAAUGGCUGCCAUUAAAGAGUCAAAUUUAGGCGAUAAACAUCUUCCAUGUCUGAUACAUACUUUACAACUUUGUAUUCAGAAAAAGAUUUUUAGAGAACAAAGAACAGCAAGUGAUACAAUAGCUGUUUUUCGAGCAUUAGCAGGACAUUUCCACCACUCAUCUAGUGCUGUGGCUAAACUAAAGGAAAUUCAAAGUCAACUAAAAUUGCCAGAGCAUAACAUAAUUCAAGAUGUUUCCACAAGAUGGAAUUCGACAUACUAUAUGCUUGAAAGGUUCAUUGAGCAGAAAAAAGCUAUUACAUUGUAUUGCAUUACCAGAAAUCAAGCAAAUGCAAAAAAUCCUACGGAAAAUCAAUGGCAACUUGCUGAAAUGCUUGUAUGCAUAUUAAAACACUUCGAAAGUACUUCAAAAGACAUGAGUAAAGAAACAGCAUGUAUAUCAGAGAUUAUACCAUUUAUCUAUGCAAUGGAAAAGUUUCUAGACUACGCUUGUGACACGGCAACUGAAAUAAAAACUGUUGUUGAUGAACUUAAGAAAGAUUUUAACUGUUGUUUUCAAAAAUACAAGGAUAAUGUUGAUUUAAAAAUCGCGAUGAUGCUUGAUCCUCGUUUCAAGUUAAAGUUUGUUGAAGACAAGAAUCAUAAUAUGUUUAAAGAAAUACUCCAUUUAGAGUUCUACCGUUUUUGUUCCAAAUCUCAUUUAGAACAAGUAAAAGAAAUUGAAUUUGGUGUAGCAAGAGGUAGUGGAUCAGACUCAGAAGAAUCAUUAAGUUCAUUUUCAGAAUCUAAAAUUCAUGAGUCCGACUCAGAUAUUGAUGGCCAUGGCUCUCCAUUAAAAAAAACAAAAACUAAUGAGCAUGGACAUAUAUAGCUUGUUCCACCAAAUCGGUGCAAAUGAGUAUGCUCUACAAAAUUCAGAAAAUUCUGACGGACGGAGAAAAAAGAAAAAAAAACACUAGUUCAAUGGGAAAAACUCUAACUGUCAAAGAAAAAUGCACCGAUGAAGUCAACUUCUACUUGAGCCUUCCAAUACUGCCAAAGAAUGAAUGCCCUUAUAAGUGGUGGAGUGCAUACCGUUACACUUCCUCUGAUAAAGAUACUUACAAGUUGAAUUUGUCAAAGUUUUCAAAGAAAGUUUUGUGCGCGCCUUCUUCAUCUGUAAAAAGUGAACGCUUAUUUAGCACAUCUGGAAACAUAUUUGAAGCAAAAAGAAACAGACUAUUACCCGAACAUGGAGAACAGAUUGCAUUUUUAAAUUGUAAUAUGCCUGCUUUCAUUGAAUAAAUUUUUAUUAACUAAAUAAUAGACUGUAGCUUCUUAGUUCAACUGAUUCAACUUUUUAACAAAAUUUAAAACAAAUACCAAAUUUUGUGUUCAAAUUAAAAUAAUGACUACUUUUAUAUUUUUACAUUUUACGUGUUUACAUUUUUAUAAAUUCUUUCAAAGAAUAGACCAUAAUUUACCUUAAGUAUCAGUAAAUGUCUAAGAUUUAGUGAUGUAAUCUUUCCUAUACCUGCUAGAUAUAUAGAGUUAAGACUCUAAAUUUCACUCUCUAAAUUUUUGUACAAAAUUUGUUUAAAUUUUUUAUAAUAUUGAUUUUGUUUUAUAAUUUUCCUAAAAUGGGCAUGUAGGCCAAAACAUUGAAACCUAAAACAUUGAUAUAUAAUUUUGAAAGCAACUUGAUUAUUCAAACCACCGUGGUGAAGUAAAUUGAGCUUUAAAUUAC
Hydra vulgaris (swiftwater hydra) is the source of this 2171-nucleotide messenger RNA. RefSeq names its product zinc finger BED domain-containing protein 4. NCBI's taxonomy places the organism in Eukaryota, Metazoa, Cnidaria, Hydrozoa, Anthoathecata, Hydridae. The record is from RefSeq and is a predicted model, not a curated record.